Molecule: messenger RNA, 894 nt
Organism: Phytomonas sp. Hart1
Lineage: Eukaryota; Euglenozoa; Kinetoplastea; Trypanosomatida; Trypanosomatidae
Source: the annotation of a GenBank genome assembly
AUGCUACGCGGUGUAAAGACAGGUUAUAUUUUCCCCUACAGCAAUGUCAGAAAUUUCCCUGAACAUGGCUAUACCGUUUCCUCGCUAUGUAAGGCGCGCUUUUACAUGAAUACGUCUUCCCUAGUCAUCACAGUCGGCUUUGUGCUUCCCACCCUAACCAGCGUCAACCAAAAACUGGAAAAGCAUGUCAACGAAGGCGAUGACAUUUCAAUGAAAGAACUGAUAAAUAUUUUUAUAAAAAGCGGCAAGACGAAUUUGAUCGCCUUUGCGGAUCGUCUGACGCGUGUGGCGCUCGAAACCUCCCUGGCGUGUGCGUUGAUUACGUGCCAGAACGACUUCGCGGACAGUGUGGUGUACGUGUGGGAUCUACACCCUCGUCUACACCAGUACUACUUCAGUGAGCUCUUUCGGUUUAUGCGCAUCCCGCGCUUUCUCGCGACGCUAUUGGGCCCCUCCCCGUCCUCGGCGGAUAUCGCCUUUGUGGAGACGGCCAUCCCUCCGUUCGCCGCCGUGGAGGACGUGGUGAAGCGAAAGACGAUUUCCUGGGUGGCAAACGUCGUUGUGGACCUCGCGCGGAUUGGCCUGGCGGGGCCGAUGAAGGACAAGAAGACCGCCGCCCUCAAACAGGUGGUGCUGCACACCUCCACCACCCUCUGCUGUGCCGUGGGCGCCGGGGUCGGACGGGGGGUGGGGGGAGGCCGAGGGGAGUACUGGGGGGAAAUUGUGGGGCUGUUCUGCGUGCCCCUCAUUAACGUGGGGUACAUGGCGAAGGUGGUACGACGGCAACUCCAGCGACGUGGCCACACCUCAUUCUCCGGCGGACACCGCCACCAUCACAAGCACGAGAACUCGGAGCGCCUGUCCAGUCUUGAUAAACCCGCCGUGGUGGAGUAA